AUGGCUCUUCAUGCUGACUGCCUGGUCUUGCCGUCGCAGGAGAUAGGAUCAGAACGAUUCUAUCAGCGUAAGACUGGUGCUCCGUCAGCUGUUCACCACCAGAGCGACGUUCCCCUUCCCUAUUUUGCACAUCAACAACUCGACCCUAGGUACUUUCCAGAAGAGAUUGGCCUACCUGUUGGGGGCCCAAAAUCGCCAGGUGAAGGAGGAGAUCAGGCAUGGGAAGAUGAUGACAGUGAUGCGGCGGCGGAUGUCGAGUCUGACGCAGACAAUGACUUAUUCCUGGAGAACACGACCAAACCCAAACCUCGUCGCAAGUCUAAACCCGCUGCCAAACUUGCUGAGGCUGCAGAUGUCAAGCACUUGAAGAUGCCUGGAGGCCGUCCAGCUGUUGCAAAGAAGGUCACAGCUGAUCUGGAUUCUGACGAUGAGAUAAUCGUUCGCAUGAAGGAGGCUCACUUCUUGGAACGAGAUAUCGCACAGGCCCUCAUCGAUCAAGGUCGUACAGCGUACAAUCCAAAGACAAUUGGAACUCGCUGGAGACGUCUGAAAAUGGCAUUGCAGAAGAGACAGGACGAAUUGCUGGAUGCAGACCUGACUGACUGGCACGACGGCGAUGACGAUGUUUUAGUUCAAGCGGUUCUCAAGGCGGACAAGGAGACCAAGAAGGCGAUCGAAGAUGCAGAAGCAAGAAAGUGGCGCAUCGUGGCCGACAGAAUGAAAACCGUCAAGCCCGUUCUCAACUUCUCGCACAAGGCUUGCCGUGAGAGGUAUGAGGCACUGAUGAAUGGCACCGCCAAACCAACUCCUGAGUCCAUUCCGAAUCCGACCCCCGACAUUGUCGAACGCAUUCAGUCACGAAAGGACAAAGAGCGCAAGAUCGCCCAAGACCACCACAUGGGCACAAAUGAGAAGGAGAAUGUGCAGGCCAAUGGGUGGACUUCGAGGAGGCGCACUUAUUUCUAG
Molecule: messenger RNA, 966 nt
Organism: Capronia epimyces CBS 606.96
Lineage: Eukaryota; Fungi; Ascomycota; Eurotiomycetes; Chaetothyriales; Herpotrichiellaceae
Exons: 5
Coding region: 1-966 (321 amino acids)
Source: RefSeq, a predicted model, not a curated record